Carassius auratus (goldfish) is the source of this 2098-nucleotide messenger RNA. Its product is annotated as CMRF35-like molecule 3. The coding region runs from base 662 to 1585 and encodes 307 amino acids. The transcript has 6 exons. Gene Ontology annotation, molecular function: transmembrane signaling receptor activity. Gene Ontology annotation, cellular component: plasma membrane. Lineage: Eukaryota; Metazoa; Chordata; Actinopteri; Cypriniformes; Cyprinidae. The record is from RefSeq and is a predicted model, not a curated record.
UGUGCAUAGUCUUGAGUUACUUUUACCUGUAUGGUGAAAAGACAUAGUAUGAAAUGGUUCAUGAUUAUUAUUUUUUAUUAUUAGAAUAUAGGGUAUAAACUACAAAAUGUAUAUGUAGUUCAUUGUUAAGCACAAGAAGCAAAACAAGAGUCUUUAAGGCUAUUCUGUUUUAAGAUUGUUUAUAUCAUUCAUUUAUUACAAAUAAUUAUGUAAUAUUUAGUACCUCUGAUUAAUUACUGGCAAAUUGCUUGUCCUUGUUGCUUGAUCAUAUAUUAUCCCUAAAAGUCACAAUGAUUUAUUCUCAUUGCAUUGUAUAACAAAAUAUAAACAUUAAGCAUUUAUAUCCAAGACACAAUUUAAUGAUAAUUAUGAAAAGUGAAUUUAAAGAAAUGUAAUGUGAUGCUCUCUGCGAACACUAUGCAAAUACUCCACAUGAAUCCAUGAAAGCAUAAAAACACAAACAAAUGGUAUGAUUUAGAUCUUUUCUGAUAUUGUGUUGAUAUGCUGUCAAGAUAUCAUCAUGUAGUGACGAAUUUGGUUAGAAAUACGGGAAGGGGAAGGAGAAGUUCAGCAUUGCGCCAUAUACAUUGACAUGCACAGAAGACAAAAAAGGUCUGUUUUUAAGGGUUUAUUUUAGUCAAAAUUGUCAUUAAUCCACAUCAUGUGGAGCUUUCUUCUUCUCUGCUCCUGCAUGCAUAUCGCUGUUGUUGUUGCUCAAACUCUAAUUGUUGGACACAGAGGAGAGAGAGUUGACAUCAGAUGCCCCUAUGAAUCUGGAUAUGAAUCAAAUUCAAAGUAUUUAUGUAAAGGCAAGUGCACCUUUGGAUUUAGAGACAUCAUUGUUAGAUCAGGAUCUCCAGCUGAAGACGAGAGAUUCUCUCUGACUGAAGACACGACGGCCAGAGUUUUCACCGUCAGCAUCACUGACCUGAGAACAGAGGAUGAGGGACAAUACUGGUGUGCUGUGGAUAGGACUUUAAAUAUUGAUGUCUAUUCAGAGAUUUUGUUGCUGGUUAAAGAGGAUGAGAGGUCAAGAGCAUUUCCAACCAUCAGUCUGUUUUUAAUAACAAGCACAAGUGUUUCAUCAGCUCCUCUGACUCCUCAAACCCUGUUAGCACAGACGUCUGAACCUGACUCAGAUUCAUUUGUCAUCAUCAUCAUCAUAACUGCAGUAGGUUUGGUUUUGCUCCUGAUCUCUGCUGUAUUCCUUGUUGUGGCUGUACGAAAGAAAAAACAGACUUGUGGUCUGGUUUCCUUCUUUACUGAAGAGCUACAUGUGAUGACAAGAAAAGCAGAAGAAAAUGCUUACGAGAAAGGAAACCCAGCUGUGGUCUCAAACUCACACACAGCUCAAAGUGACGACGGUUCUGCCUCAAACGAGUUUCACAGACCUGCAAACACAGAAACAGUCGACACAGACCUCGACUACAUGAAUGUUGCUGCUGCUGAGAGAAACGCUGUGGAUCCAGAUCAGAUCUACACAGAACUGAACUCCAGCAGACAGAGUGACGUUUAUCAGAGUCUCAGAACUGAUUCUGUUCAAGAAGAGUCCAUCUAUCACAGUAUUGGACAAACACUGGACUGAACAAUGAAGCCUCACAAACAAGCAAACAAUGGUAACAGUAGUCUUAAAUAAUCUUGUAGGUCGAAUACAUGUAAAAGAGUGUAAAUAUGAUCAGUGGCGUAGCCAGGGGAGGGGCCAUGGGGGCACUGGCCCCUCCUAAAAACUGAUUGGCCCCCCACUGUGCCCCCACCCUUCUACUUGUCUGUCACUCACAAAUUCAAAUCAUAAUCUUUCAGUUUAGUAAAUAACUCAUGAUUGCGUGGCGAUGCUUCUCAACGAGGACCAAGAAUAGUGAGCUGCUGUUUUCCAACGAAAAAAGCACACGAUAAGUUGAUCUAUUUUAUAUAGCUUAUGUUUUUCGAUUAGCGAGUUAAUGAAGUGCAAGAAGUGUUUGGUACUAGGCUAAUGUUAACGUCUUUCAGUGUUAGACAUACCAGGUUCGAUGACGAUGUUAUCUCCUAGAGCAGACCAAGAUGCUAAUCAUUAUAUUUACUAUAACGUUACUCCUCUGAUGCUGAAUGUAAAAGGGGUUUA